Molecule: messenger RNA, 729 nt
Organism: Metarhizium album ARSEF 1941
Lineage: Eukaryota; Fungi; Ascomycota; Sordariomycetes; Hypocreales; Clavicipitaceae
Product: t-SNARE
Exons: 2
Coding region: 1-729 (242 amino acids)
Biological process (GO): intracellular protein transport; vesicle fusion; Golgi to vacuole transport
Cellular component (GO): membrane; endomembrane system; SNARE complex
Molecular function (GO): SNAP receptor activity; SNARE binding
Source: RefSeq, a predicted model, not a curated record
AUGUCCUCUACCAACGAGGAGGACCCCUUCCUCCACGUCCAGCAAGACGUCCUCGCCCAGAUCCAAUCCACCCGGCCCCUCUUCGCCUCGUACCUGCGCAUCCGCUCCCUCACCACCACCCCGUCCUCCCCGGAACUCGCCUCCGCCCGGAAGGACCUCGAAGCCGCCCUCUCCACGCUCGCCGAAGACCUCGCAGACCUCGUCGCCUCCGUCCAGGCCAUCGAGUCCAACCCCUCCCAGUACGGCAUCUCGUCCGCCGAAGUCUCCCGGCGCAAGCGUCUCGUCUCAGAAGUCGGCGGCGAAAUCGAAGACAUGCGCGAGGAGCUGCACAAGAAGAUCGACCACCAGCCCCAGCCUCCCGGCCGCGAACACCUCCCGGACCCGGACUCCUUCGCCGUCGGCGACAGCCAAGGCGAUGCGUACGCCGAGUUCGAGCAGCAGCGGCAGAUGGAGAUGAUGCGCGAGCAGGACCAGCACCUGGACGAGGUGUUCCAGACGGUGGGGAGCUUGAGGCGCCAGGCCGACGACAUGGGCAGGGAGCUAGAGGAGCAGCGGGAGCUGCUGGAGGUGGUGGACAGCACCGUCGACCGGGUCAGCGGGACGCUGCAGGUCGGCAUGCGCAAGCUGCAGCACGUCGUGAGGAAGGGCGAGGACCGGUGGAGCAGUUGCUGCAUUGCCGUCUUGAUAUUCGUCUUGAUCCUGCUCCUGGUUCUCUUGUUGAUCUUGUAG